CAUGUUUUCCCUCCGCGCCGGUCCCAGUCGCAUUGCUUUCUGUUCACGGUCAUUACGCCCGCCAUCGCACGCGUCAUGGCUCCGCGGAAUCCACGACACGGUCCGAGGCGCGACGCCCGAUGGCACGCCGUAUAAGGUCACGCUGAAAAGCCCCAAAGUUGUGGGCAUUCACACGUCGCGCGGCGACCGGCCAUACCAAGAGGACGCGACUGCAGUUUGCGCCAUUGACAUCGACCGCAGGGAACUGCUCGACUCGCUGCCGCGCGGGACACAGUGGUAUGGCGGCUCGGAACCCGGUGCGGAAGAGGUCACAUUCGUGGGCAUCUUUGACGGCCACGGCGGACCUUAUGUGUCCCAGUUUUUACGCGAUAAUCUCGCCGGCAUCAUCGAAUCCGUCACGCCCGACGACAUCCCAGACGCUGUCCAAGCUACAGAGGAUUUGGGCGGCUACUUCCGCCGCUGGAGGGGCGGCGCGCUGUCCCGUUGGACGAAGUGGGCGUCCGAGCCGGCCGACAAGGAGAAGGACCGAUUGACCAUUGACGAACGAUUGACACUCGCAUACUUGAAGGCUGACCAUCGCGUCCACGCGGAAACGAAGAAUGGCGCUCAGCACUGUGGCUCAACGGCCUCAGUAGUCUUGAUCCAGAGCCUCGACAAGCCGUCACAGCCGCAUUUUGCGAGUCAAAAGCUGCACCUCACUAUUGCCCAGGUCGGUGACACCCGCGUGCUCCUAUGCGACACUGCUCUCGGAGAAGUCUGGGCACUUACAGACCGGCACCACGCCGAAGCGCGCGUUGAGGCCGAUAGGUUGCGUCGAAUGGGUACGGACAAGCUCAUCAGCGACUCGUUCGGGGAGACGCGGUGGAUGGGUGCCAUCGAGAAUACACGAGGCUUUGGUGACUUUGAGUGGAAGUCGUCCGGCGUUACCGUCGAGCCAGAAGUGACCCAUCGCGUCGUCAACGGUAGUGACUACGCUUACCUCGUGUUUGUGACGGACGGCCUCACGUCACUGUUGUCAGACCAGGAGCUUGUGGACCUUGCGCGCCGGUCGGCCGACCCUACGAGGGCGGCUAAGACGAUCGUGCAUUUCGGCGAAGACCUAGGCGCGCAGGACAACUGCACGUGUAUUGUUGUUCCAUUGGCUGGUUGGGGCAACAUUGGCGGAGAGGACACAACGGAGACGCGCCGCGAGUACCGCCGCUCCCAGGCCAGCCGCCUCAACACGCGCAUGCAGCGCAUGUAGACUUUGCUCUUGUAGCAUACACAUAGUGCUUUGAUCCCAAUACUUGCAUCGACGGUGCAUAAAUCGUGCUAUCCUCG
Cutaneotrichosporon oleaginosum is the source of this 1320-nucleotide messenger RNA. RefSeq lists its product as uncharacterized. Gene Ontology annotation, biological process: protein dephosphorylation. Lineage: Eukaryota; Fungi; Basidiomycota; Tremellomycetes; Trichosporonales; Trichosporonaceae. Gene Ontology annotation, molecular function: [pyruvate dehydrogenase (acetyl-transferring)]-phosphatase activity; cation binding. The record is from RefSeq and is a predicted model, not a curated record. Gene Ontology annotation, cellular component: mitochondrion.